UGCUGGUUAUAUGUCUUCAUCUCUGACUCCGGAGAGGUGGGAUAAAAGGAUGUUCCACUUUGUCUCCCUCUUUUUUGUCCCAGAGAGUUAGGGAAAUUGAAAAGGGACAGUCCAGACCUCACACUGGUAGGGGAGAUCCCUUGGAUAAGUUUCCUGCUCCCCACUGUAAACUCCUUUGUGCCCUGUUUCCCCCAACCCCAGUUCAUGAGUUGGCAGAUCCCCUCUCUACAGAAGGCAGCAUGUAGAUGGAGAAACUGAGGCACAAACUAGGGGCUCAAACACCUCUUGCUCCUUGAUUGUCUGAAUCAGUUUCUCUUGAGGGUCAUAAGAAUGUUCUCUCAUCAGUCCCAUUCUUCUCAAUCCUCUGAGGAGGCUUCAGGGUGACUUUGGGAGGAGUGGCUUCCAGAGGAGGAGCAGCUGGGACUGAGUCAUGGCAGGAAGCUGAGGAGGGCGGGAGAUCACACCAGACAAUUAUAAAAGAAGAGCCGGUCGUGAAGCUCACAACAGUAACAGCCACCAGACAAGCUUCAGCGGCCAGCCCUUCACAUCCAGACUUGCCUGAGAGGACCCACCUCUGGGUGUCCAGUGGUCAGUUGCCCCAGGAUGGGGACCACAGCCAGAGCAGCCUUGGUCUUGACUUAUUUGGCUGUUGCUUCUGCUGCCUCUGAGGGAGGCUUCAAGGCUACAGGGCAGUGGCAGCUGAGGCCAGAGCACUUUCAAGAAGUUGGCUACGCAGCUCCCCCCUCCCCACCCCUAUCCCGAAGCCUCCCCAUGGAUCACCCUGAAACCUCUCAGCAUGGCCCUCCCUUUGAGGGACAGAGUCAAGUACAGCCCCCUCCCUCUCAGGAGGCCACCCCUUUCCAACAAGAAGAGCUGCUACCUGCCCAACUCCCUGCUGAAAAGGAAGUGGGUCCCCCUCUCCCUCAGGAAGCUGUCCCCCUCCAAAAAGAGCUGCCCUCUCUCCAGCACCCCAAUGAACAGAAGGAAGGUAAGCGGCUCCCUCUCUUCUUUACCCACCUUUACCCCAUGGCCUUCCCCGAGAGCAUGGGCUUCAGGGCAGACAAGAUGGUGGGCUCUGCCACUCACCAGUUAUAUAACCUUGGGAAUGCCAGCUCCAUUUGGGGACCAGAGCCAUCCAGAACCUGAGUCCUGGAAUGCAGCCCAGCACUGCCAACAGGGCCAGUCCCAAGGGGGCUGGGGCCACCGGCUGGAUGGCUUCCCCCCUGGGCGGCCUUCUCCAGACAAUCUGAACCAAAUUUGCCUUCCUAACCGUCAGCAUGUGGUAUAUGGUCCCUGGAACCUACCACAGUCCAGCUACUCCCACCUCACUCGCCAGGGUGAGACCCUCAAUUUCCUGGAGAUUGGAUAUUCCCGCUGCUGCCACUGCCGCAGCCACACAAACCGCCUAGAGUGUGCCAAACUUGUGUGGGAGGAAGCAAUGAGCCGAUUCUGUGAGGCCGAGUUCUCGGUCAAGACCCGACCCCACUGGUGCUGCACGCGGCAGGGGGAGGCUCGGUUCUCCUGCUUCCAAGAGGAAGCUCCCCAGCCACACUACCAGCUCCGGGCCUGCCCCAGCCAUCAGCCUGAUAUUUCCUCGGGUCUUGAGCUGCCUUUCCCUCCUGGGGCGCCCACAUUGGACAAUAUCAAGAACAUCUGCCACCUGAGGCGCUUCCGCUCUGUGCCACGCAACCUGCCAGCUACUGACCCCCUACAAAGGGAGCUGCUGGCACUGAUCCAGCUGGAGAGGGACUUCCAGCGCUGCUGCCGCCAGGGGAACAAUCACACCUGUACAUGGAAGGCCUGGGAGGAUACCCUUGACAAAUACUGUGACCGGGAGUAUGCCGUGAAGACCCAUCACCACUCGUGUUGCCACCACCCUCCCAGCCCUACUCGGGAUGAGUGCUUUGCCCGUCGAGCUCCUUACCCCAACUAUGACCGGGACAUCUUGACCAUCGACAUCAGUCGAGUCACCCCCAACCUCAUGGGCCACCUCUGUGGAAACCAAAGAGUUCUCACCAAGCAUAAACAUAUUCCUGGGCUGAUCCACAACAUGACUGCCCGCUGCUGUGACCUACCAUUUCCAGAACAGGCCUGCUGUGCAGAGGAGGAGAAAUUAACCUUCAUCAAUGAUCUGUGUGGUCCCCGACGUAACUUCUGGCGAGACCCUGCCCUCUGCUGUUACCUGAGUGCUGGGGAUGAACAGGUCAACUGCUUCAACAUCAAUUAUCUGAGGAAUGUGGCUCUAGUGGCUGGAGACACUGAGAACGUCAAGGGCCAGGGGGAGCAGGGCUCAACUGGAGGAACAAAUAUCAGCUCCACCUCUGAGCCCAAGGAAGAAUGAGUCACCCCAGAGCCCUAGAGGGUCAGAUGGGGGGAACCCCACCCUACCCCACCCCUUUGAACACUCAUUAAACACCUCUUGGAUUUGG
This is a messenger RNA of Nomascus leucogenys (northern white-cheeked gibbon), 2429 nucleotides long. It is a transcript of the gene ECM1, whose product is annotated as extracellular matrix protein 1. The transcript is spliced from 10 exons. Gene Ontology annotation, cellular component: extracellular region. Lineage: Eukaryota; Metazoa; Chordata; Mammalia; Primates; Hylobatidae. Gene Ontology annotation, biological process: signal transduction; regulation of bone mineralization. The record is from RefSeq and is a predicted model, not a curated record. The coding region runs from base 797 to 2341 and encodes 514 amino acids.